ACCUGCAUCCUGUUUCAAGCCGGAUGUUGGUUUCUUGACAGAAAUCAGGUUGUAGAGGAAAACAAAACAAAUAAACCGGGGCACAGCAGGUACACACGGUCUGUAAAGGAGUAGUUUGUUUCGAGGAAAGAAAAGGUAAGGUUUUUAGAGUUAUAGGAUAAAAGUACAGUUUUGGGCAUGGCAUCAGAUCUACUGACAGACUUGCAGGAUGACCUGGCUUCUGAUGACCCAGCCAAUGCCUUGGACCAACUUAAACUCUCCCCACUGGAAGACAGAAAGUGGCUUUCUGAAGAGGAGCUUGGAAUGAGCAAGUCUGAAACUGACUUUUCCAAAAGGUUGGACUGUAAAUGGGACGACCCCUACUAUGACAUUGCAAGACAUCAUAUUGUGGAAGUGGCAGGUGAUGAUAACUACGGCAGGAAAGUUAUUGUGUUCAGUGCCUGUCGGAUGCCCCCAAAUCAUGAGCUUGACCAUCACAAACUGUUGGGGUACCUAAAGCACACUCUGGAUCAGUACGUUGAAAGUGAUUACACACUCAUUUAUUUUCACCAAGGACUCACCAGUGAGAACAAGCCAUCCUUUACCUGGCUCCGAGAUGCAUAUCGGGAAUUUGAUAGAAAAUAUAAGAAGAAUAUCAAGGCCCUCUACAUUGUCCACCCCACCAAUUUCAUCAGAACUGUACUUAUUCUGUUUAAACCAUUCCUCAGCUUCAAGUUUGGACGGAAGAUUUUCUACAUGAACUACUUGAGUGAGUUGGAAGAGCAUGUGAAAUGUGAACAGCUUGUGAUACCCAAACGGGUGAAAACCUAUGAUGAAAAGAUCAGAACAGGACUGAAGUUCCAACCUCAGGGUCAGAAACCAGCCCCUCCAAGACCCCCACUGCCAAACCAGCAGUUUGGAGUUCCUCUUGCACAAUUGUGGGAGAAGAGCCCUGAUAAAGAUCCAGUUCCUCUAGUUAUGAGAGAGACAAUUGGCUAUUUGAAGGAAAAUGGUAUGUGCACAGAAGGAAUAUUCCGGAGGUCGGGCAGUAUAAGUUUGGUCAGAGAAAUCCAGAAUAAAUAUAACACUGGGGAUCCAGUAAGCUUCUAUCAGUAUGAAGAUGUUCAUCUUCCUGCUGUGAUCCUGAAGACAUUCCUUAGGGAGCUCCCAGAGCCACUCCUCACCUUUCAGCUCUAUAAUGACAUUGUCAACUUCCACAAUGUUGAAGAAGGUGCAAAAGUCAACAUUGUGCGAAACAUGCUAGGGACCCUUCCAAAGGAGAACUUUGCGUCACUCAGGUACCUCACUCAGUUCCUUGUGCAGGUGUCUGGCCAGUGUGAUUCUAAUAAGAUGAACAACAUGAAUCUCGCUGUGGUGUUCGGACCCAACCUCCUGUGGGGGAAAGAUGAUGCCAUGACACUGCGUUCCAUCGGACCAAUCAACAGCUUCACAAGGAUGCUGCUGGACAAUCACAAGGAGAUCUUCGAGGAGGGCAGCCCAUAACUCUGUGUCUCAGCUCACACACAGUACCCCUUGUUUCUCUUUCCUUUUGUAAAUGCCAAAUGCAUGUUGUUUCAGUUGGUUUGGGGGUAUAUUAAAGAAUGUAAUGGCUGGAUACGGAUAAAAGGGAUUGUAUUUUGGGGUAAAAUAGCUGACAGGCUUUGGACAGACAGCAAAAAAAAAUAAAUAAUGAAUGUAACAAUGGAAGCGGGCUUCCUGUUAUCUUGGCAUCUGAAAACAUGGUACUGUACAUAUUUGUAUUUCCGGCACUAUUUAAAGCAAUCUUCUAGUUUUAU
This is a messenger RNA of Polyodon spathula (Mississippi paddlefish), 1775 nucleotides long. RefSeq names its product rho GTPase-activating protein 1-like. Gene Ontology annotation, biological process: negative regulation of endocytic recycling; small GTPase-mediated signal transduction. Gene Ontology annotation, cellular component: cytoplasm. Bases 178 to 1482 code for a protein of 434 amino acids. The record is from RefSeq and is a predicted model, not a curated record. The transcript is spliced from 13 exons. NCBI's taxonomy places the organism in Eukaryota, Metazoa, Chordata, Actinopteri, Acipenseriformes, Polyodontidae. Gene Ontology annotation, molecular function: GTPase activator activity.